Molecule: messenger RNA, 4420 nt
Organism: Didymella exigua CBS 183.55
Lineage: Eukaryota; Fungi; Ascomycota; Dothideomycetes; Pleosporales; Didymellaceae
Product: phosphoribosylformylglycinamidine synthase
Exons: 1
Coding region: 87-4190 (1367 amino acids)
Biological process (GO): 'de novo' IMP biosynthetic process
Molecular function (GO): phosphoribosylformylglycinamidine synthase activity
Source: RefSeq, a predicted model, not a curated record
GGUCUUUUGGGCUUCGCAAAGGCAUCCCUCUUCGGAACCCCCCGACAACUCUUCUGUCAUACUUAUUGGCUCUGCCGUCGUCCAGCAUGGCGUCCAGCAAGAGCCCCUACCUGAUUCUGCCGGGCUCUUCCGCCCACUCCGACUUCCGUCUGAAGCGGUUGGCGCAGGAGAUUGGCGCCACUGAAGUGCGUUCUCUGUGGGCGCACUUUGUUAAUCCUCUGCGCGAGUUGAGCACCACAGAGCUCAGCACUCUGCAGCAGCUUUUGCACUACGGCGAGUACCCAGAUACCCAUGAUCGCCUUUCACAGGUGCUUCUUGACGCCAUCCACCGUGGUGGUGAACCUAGAGACGACAAGACUGCACUCUUCUACAUCUGCCCUCGCGCAGGAACAAUCUCGCCAUGGAGCUCAUUGGCAUCGAUGAUUGCGCGCACCUGUACGCUCGAGAACUCUGUCAAGCGCAUCGAGCGUGGCAUGGUCAUCGCCGCCACUUUCGACCGCCAGCUCAAAGCUGAUGAAAUCCCCAACCGCGACCGCUUAUACGACCGUAUGACCCAGACUAUCGACCGCAACGCACCGAAUCUCGAAGUUAUCUUUGGUGAGAGUGAGCCUGCGCAAGCCACUACCAUCAGCUUCGAUGAGUACACUAGCGCCCAGGCAGCUCUCGAGCAUGCCAACAGCGAGCUUGGUCUGGCCAUGGACAAGUCAGAGAUCGAGUACCUCGUUGAGGCAUAUACGCAAGAGUUGAAGAGGGGCCCUGUAGAUGUGGAGUUGUUCAUGUUUGCUCAGGUCAACUCUGAGCACUGCAGACACAAGCAGUUCAACGCCGACUUCACAGUAGAUGGCAUGCACAAGUCUCACUCCCUCUUUGGCAUGAUCCGCAAUACCCACAAGAAGAACCCAGAGCACGUUGUCAGUGCCUACAGUGACAACGCUGCGGUUCUUAAUGGCGAGGAGGCAAGCUUUUGGGCUCCCAACCAGAAGACUGGCGAGUGGAACGGCAUCAAGGAAACAGUACACAUUCUCUGCAAGGUCGAAACACACAACCAUCCUACAGCUGUUUCGCCGUUUCCCGGUGCCGCGACUGGAUCUGGAGGUGAGAUCAGAGAUGAGGGCGCUGUUGGUCGAGGUUCGAAGCCAAAGGCUGGUCUUGCUGGUUUCACCGUCUCAGACUUGCUGAUAGAGGGUUUCGAACGACCAUGGGAGCUGCGCGAUGUUGGCAAGCCCGCGCACAUUGCUAGCAGUCAGGACAUCAUGCUCGAAGCGCCUCUUGGUAGCGCCCAGUUCAACAACGAGUUCGGCCGUCCCUGCACAAUCGGCUACUUCCGUACCAUGUUGAUGAAGGUCUUCACAAAUGAGAAGGAGUCAGAAAUCCGAGGAUACCACAAGCCCAUCAUGCUGGCAGGUGGAGUUGGCACAGUGAGGCCCCAGCACGCACUGAAGGACCCCGACCUUGUACCCGCUGGAUCUCAUUUGCUCGUCAUUGGCGGCCCUGCCAUGCUGAUUGGUCUUGGAGGUGGCGCUGCAUCCAGUGUACAGUCUGGCGAAGGCAAGGUCGAGCUCGACUUCGCCAGUGUACAGCGAGGAAACCCCGAGGUCCAAAGGCGAGCGCAAGAGGUCAUCGACGCAUGUCGAUCAAUGGGCGAUGAGAACCCCAUUCUGUUCAUCCACGAUGUCGGUGCCGGGGGGCUUUCGAACGCGCUGCCUGAAUUGGUUCACGACUCUGGUCUUGGAGCCAUCUUCGAGUUGCGCGAGGUCGACAACGUCGACAAGAGUAUGAGUCCCCUGCAGAUUUGGUGCUGUGAAGCCCAGGAGCGUUACGUGCUGGCUGUUGGUCCUCAACAGCUCGAAGAGUUCAAGAAGAUCUGUGACCGCGAACGUUGCGGCUAUUCCGUCGUUGGUGUCGCCACGGACGAACAGCGUCUUGUCGUCAAGGACAGAGAUUCCAAGGAGAACCCUACACCCAUCGACCUGCCUAUGUCUACGCUUUUUGGGAAGCCACCGAAGAUGUCCCGUAUUGUCGAGUCGAGAAAACUCAGGCUGCCGCCUUUCGACAGCAGUCUGUCUAUGUACAUCCCAGACGUUCCCAAGGACGGUCUGGUGGCAGAGGCUGUCGACCGUGUCCUCACCCUCCCGUCCGUUGGAUCGAAGAGUUUCCUUAUCACCAUCGGUGACCGCACUGUUGGUGGACUGACGGUUCGUGACCAGAUGGUUGGCAAGUGGCAGGUGCCAGUCUCUGAUGUGUCGGUCACAGCUACAUCACUUAUGUCCGGCGUCAAGACUGGUGAGGCAAUGGCAAUGGGUGAGAAGCCCACCCUGGCUCUCAUCUCAGCCGCAGCGUCUGCCAGGAUGGCUGUUGCCGAGUCUCUAAUGAACAUCGCCGCGGCAAGCCUGUUCGACAGGCUGUCCAGGGUCAGAUUGUCUGCUAACUGGAUGUCAGCCAGCAGCCAUCCUGGUGAGGGUGCAGCGUUAUUCGAGGCUGUCGAGGCUAUCGGCAUGGACCUCUGCCCACGUCUCGGUAUUUCGAUUCCUGUCGGCAAGGACUCGAUGAGCAUGAAGAUGAAGUGGUUUGAGGACGGUAAUUCAAAGGAGGUCACCGCACCAAUGUCGCUCAUCAUCACCGCUUUCGCACCCGUAAACCGUAUCGAUCGAACAUGGACACCUGCCCUGCAGCGCCUCGAAGAUGUCGGCGAGACAAUUCUCAUGUACGUUGACCUUGCAGCGGGCAGGAAGGCGCUUGGUGGUUCGGCCCUCGCCCAGACUUUCGGUCAAGUUGGAGACGAGGCGCCUGACGUUCACGAUGCCGAUAUCAUCAAGGACUACUUCGAUGCGGUGGAACAACUACACGAGUCUGGUAUCGUUCUCGCCUACCACGACAGGUCUGAUGGUGGUCUGUUCACUACGCUCGUUGAAAUGAUGUUUGCUGGCCGAUGUGGUCUGGAAAUAAUGCUUGACGGUGUCGCACAAUCGAGCGAGCCUAAGGAUGUUCUUGAAGCGCUGUUCAACGAAGAGCUUGGUGCUGUCUUCCAGGUUAGGAAGAAGGACGAGAUUGCAUUCAAUCGCUGCUUCGCCACGUGUGGCCCUCCUCCGGGCAUGAUCAAGAAAAUUGGUCGCGUCCCUGGGGCUUCUAAGCAGAGUCUGUCUAUCGCCGUUGGCUCCACAACAGUCUACCGCAACACUCGCUCGAAGCUUCAGCAGAGGUGGGCUGAGACUUCGUACCGCAUGCAGCGCCUGCGCGACAACCCUGAAUGCGCGGAUAGGGAGUAUGCUGCUAUCGUUGACGACCAAGAUCCUGGUCUGUCAUACAAUCUCACCUUCAAGCCGCAAGAGAACAUCCUGCCGCUCAAGGCCAGCAUCUCAUCAGCCUUCACAUCCAAGCCACGUGUUGCCAUUCUGAGAGAAGAAGGUGUCAACGGUCAAAGCGAGAUGGCUUUCGCCUUCCACAUGGCUGGCUUUUUGGCCAUUGAUGUCCACAUGACUGACAUCAUUAAGGGGCGAGUGUCACUUGCUCAGUUUUCUGGCGUCGCAGCCUGUGGUGGUUUCUCCUACGGUGACGUUCUGGGCGCUGGUCAGGGUUGGGCUAAGUCUGUCUUGCUCCACCCUAAUACCCGCAAGGAGUUCAAGACUUUCUUCGAGCGUCCUGAAACAUUCACGCUCGGUGUUUGCAAUGGUUGUCAAUUCUUGUCCAAGCUGAAGGAGCUGAUUCCUGGUGCUGAUGCUUGGCCCACAUUCGAGCGUAACGCGUCCGAACAGUACGAAGCACGUGUCUGCAUGGUCGAGGUCAUAGAUCCUCAGGGCCCCAACAACACGCCCUCCGUAUUCCUCCACGGCAUGCACGGUUCCAAACUGCCCAUCGUCACAGCCCACGGAGAAGGUCGCGCGCACUUUGCCUCGUCUACAACAUCAUCCGUUACACCACAGAACCUCUACAACGAGAACUUGGUAUCAAUGCGAUACGUUGACAACCGCGGCAACCAGACCGAGGCAUACCCCUACAACCCCAACGGGUCACCAAUGGGUAUCACUGGUGUGCGCUCGAAAAGCGGUCGCGUAUUGGCACUCAUGCCUCACCCCGAGCGUACAAUUCUCAAAGAGGUUGCGAGCUAUAUCCCCAAGGAUCAGGCUGCGGAGUGGGAAGAGCUUGGCCCCUGGAGCCGCAUGUUCAAGAGCGCCAGAAGGUGGGUUGGGUAAGCAGCCUGGUUGGACGAGAAUGAACUUUUGCAUUUAAUUUACAUGGCGUUGGUGUGAUAUCCUCCUGAAAAGGACGAAAAUUAGACGAAUGCACGAGCAAUUAGUACCGGCUGUACUUCCCUUCGUUGUUAUUUCUGAUGUUGCCGCAGUUAUCUCAGGGCCCGUGGGGCGCCUGCCGCGGGGUACGGGGGGCGAUUAAGGACAGAGUGCUAAAAAUCAAACAGCGAACA